AAAAAAGUCUUUGCAGAGAAGUUUCAAUUCCGCGUCUGUGUUUCUUUUGUCUUCCCCAAGAGGAUUAUCGUCUCCAUUACUCCUUAGUUUUUGAAAAUCGCCAUUAAACCUUCUUUUUCUUCAAUCAAUCUGCGUAUUAUCCACUCACCUUGGUUCUCGCGACACUUUUUGUCGAGGAAAAUAUAUUGGAACUUUUUUUUUUUACUGCGAUUUUGGAAUGAUGAGAAGGCAGCGAGAUCAGGAUUCUAGGGUUUUCUACGAUCUAUCGGCUUUGGUUUUGAGUCUCCUUCGUUCUCCUCCGAUGCCGAUUUCUCUCCCCGAUCGAUUUCCGGAUUCACCUAACCCAUCGGGUAGGAUUCGAGCUCCGUCGCAUCGGUUUUCGUCAUCGAACGCGUUGACGCAUAUAUCUCCGUCGGGCUUCGCGUCUCUGCUUCUCGGCAUAUCGGUGGCUCUUAUGCUCUGCGGAUCUGUGACUUUCUUCAUCGGCUUCCUCUUGAUGCCUUGGGUUCUGGCUCUCAUCAUGGUUUUCUACGUCGCCGGGAUCGUGUCCGCCAUUUCCAUGGCUGGGAGGUCAAUCCUCUGUUACGUCUUGGCGCCGCCUUCUCCCUCCGGAAAGGAGAUUUCUGAAUGGAAGCUUUUGUGAAGUGACAAACAACAAGCAGCUUAAAGCUCUAUCAUCGGGAAACAGAGCCGAGCAGGACAAAAGAUGGAUUAAUUAUAAACACAAUCCAAUAGAGUUUUUCUAUGUUCUUUAUCUGUAUUUUGAGGUGGAGUUGGGGGAAAAAUCUUGUGGAUAUUUGGGAGUUUUAUAUUUCUUUUUUUACGUUUAAAGGGGAAAAAAACAAGAUUUUCUAUUUUACUGUUAGGAAUAGAGAAGCCUUUUUAUUUGUGCUUUCAUCGAUAUGGUUUUUGUUAUGUAAUAACAUGAUUUCUUAAAAAGCACACAAAAGAUUUUAGGAUUUGGACUGUA
Molecule: messenger RNA, 970 nt
Organism: Eutrema salsugineum
Lineage: Eukaryota; Viridiplantae; Streptophyta; Magnoliopsida; Brassicales; Brassicaceae
Exons: 2
Coding region: 218-643 (141 amino acids)
Source: RefSeq, a predicted model, not a curated record